Messenger RNA from Ruditapes philippinarum (Manila clam), 2400 nucleotides. RefSeq names its product leucine-rich repeat-containing protein 14-like. The record is from RefSeq and is a predicted model, not a curated record. Gene Ontology annotation, molecular function: protein binding. The transcript has 5 exons. Bases 321 to 1943 code for a protein of 540 amino acids. NCBI's taxonomy places the organism in Eukaryota, Metazoa, Mollusca, Bivalvia, Venerida, Veneridae. Gene Ontology annotation, cellular component: cytoplasm.
UUCUGAGGCAUAAGUUAAUGUGCCUUUAAGUUACAUCUUGUCAUUUUUCGUUUCUGAGGCAUAAUAUGCGUUUAAGUUACAACACGUGAUUAGUCAAUCACUAGAAUGAUGAUAGGUGAAUCUACACGGGGUAGGAUUAAAUUUCCUCGGUAAUUUUACAUCUACACCGGUUGAGAGAAAACAAUUUUUUGGAUGAAAGUAAAUUACGUAUUAAAUUACUUGAAGGCUGUCCCAAGUCGUAAACAAUUGAACUUGUAAGAGGUUUUUAUCUUGAACAAACUGGUUGAAAGAUGGCUUUAGUAAAUUAGUGUGCUGGAAACAUGUCUUCAAAUCUUCAUCAGAUUUUGGCCGGUAUGCAGUCUGCACAGUGGUAUGACCAUUUUCGGGGAGCACUUUACCCUUUGAACCUAGAAUUAUGUCAAACCAGCUCACAGAAACCUCCAGAGGUGAAAUCAUUGUUGCAGCUUUCAGCUGAUCAUAUUGUACAGGAUUCUACUACAACUAUGAAUGCGGUGAAUAUUUUACCACAAGAACUAUGUACUGUCUUAAUGCAGCAGGCUCUAGAAGGAAACAAAGACAGAGCUGUGGAUGUUCUUCUCACCAAAUGGCCACUUCAGACUCUCAGUUUGAAAAAGUUUGCGCCCGAAAUAUUCACCAAACUCAGUGUACUACAUGAUCAUGUAGAUCUGACUAGAGUAGCAAAGCAGGGACUUAGGUACACCACCUGUGUGGCUCAUAACUUCCUGGAGACCUUGAAGAAGAAAUGCAAAACAAAAUUGAAAUUUGUAGAUUUAACAGGAUAUCCAACAGCUGAAGUGAUUGCCUACUACUUAGCCACUCACUGUAUGUUGGCGCACAAUGAGGCUCGGCAAAAUCUAAUGAUAAAGAAAUACGAGGAGGCUGUUAAACUGCUACCAGAGGAGGAAGCUCAUGAUAAGUUAGAAAGAUUCACAACAGACCAGUCACUGCCAGAUGAUUAUUUUGCUGUGAAGUUGGACUUGUUUGUUUCUUCUGAACCAGCCCUGUAUGAAGUGUGCAAGGCCUUGAAGGUUUCUGGAUUUAGAGAGAGCACAUUAAGGUUGAUAGUUGAUAAACUUGAUGUGACUUGUCUUGGCCAACCAAAGGUGGCAAUUCUCCUGGAACAAAUCAACCCAGAGCAUUUAUAUGGACUAAGAUUGAAGUACAACUCCCUCAGUUCCAUGGAUUUUAUCAGGCUUUGUCCACUCAUAUCAACAUUUACAAACAUCACAUCCUUAGAUCUUUCAUGCAACACCAUUAACAUAUUCCAGAAUGACACUGCGUGUGAUGAGAUGACAAAACUUUUCACGAGUUUGAAAAACCUUGUACGUCUUGAUCUCAGUAAUAACAGGAUUAAAUCAAAGUUGCGGCGUGUGUUGUCAGCCAUCGAAAAACCGUUACAAUAUCUUAAACUCGCUGGCUGCGGAUUGGCUUUGACUGACUUGACAUAUUUAUCAAUGUCGCAUCACACGCAGGGUUUGCAGGAGCUUGACGUCAGUGAAAAUGGUCUUGGUUUGAACUUUGGCACAGUGUUACAUCUGUUACGAAAUAUACAGACGCAGGUGCGUGUGCUAGAACUAGAGGACACAUCAAUAUCCGAUAAUAAUUUGGAUUCGUUGAACAUUUCACUGAAACUGUUACCGUCGCUCAUGUAUUUGAACAUAUCAGGCAACUCCUUGUUGUCGGAGAAGCUACAUGAGCUGGGCAUGGCUGUAGCAGGACUCGAACAUUUACAGUAUAUAUGUAUGUCAUACCCACGAGACUGUUACCUGCCUGAUGUUGGUGAGGAGCAAGAUCGACUGAAAGGAGAGUUUGGCAACAAUUUUGGUCAUAUUAUCUUUACAGAGCAGGAAAGACGAGGCAUUACAAACAAGGUACCAACUAUUGUUUUGACUGAACUGGACCAAGACAUGGAUCAGCUGUGAUUUUAUGUACUGUGAUAAUCGAGAUGGUUAUUUUACUUAGUGCUUGUUUGUUGUUUUGAUUAAAGAUUUCCAUUUGUUUUAUGUUAAAUGUAUCGGAGAUAUUGAGAAAUAUCUGAAAAUAGUAAAUUUUGAUACUUUAUAAUCGUACAAGUAAAAUGAAAAGAAAUUGUCAUUUAUUUUCAAACAAAGAUAAUUGUUAAAAUAUUUAUUACAGUUGAAAAGCCAAAGUGCUGAAUGAAUUUUUUUAGAAAAGAUAGGUAAAUUACUAUGCACAUUGUAUAAUUAUUUAUUGGAAAGAGGCCUAGUGUAUGAAAUGAUUGUAUCUCCAACCAGGGUGGCAUUUAUUGUCACUAUAGGUACACAACUAUAUUUUGGGCAUUAGUUAGUCAAGGAAGCAAGUGAUUAUGUUGUAAAACUUUGCUGACAUUCAAGCUUAAAUAAAUACAUAUCAAAACUA